CCAAAUCGACUUCCUCAGUCCUUAAUUGACGCUCUUGGAGGAUACCAAGAAUAAGAAGAAGAAGAAGAAGAAGAAGAAGAAGAAGAAGAAGAAGAAGAAAAAGGAAAACAAGUUAUGGUGUUCUUUCUCAAAUCUUCGUUUUUGACAAUUUCUCUUCUCAUUACAUUUACUCAAGUGAAAUUGACGAUGGCUAGAAAUUAAGUAAACCUGAAAUUGCGAGAUUUUAAAACUUGGACCAACUUGAAAUUAAUAAAGGAGGAAAUAAAAAGUUGGAAAACAAAUUACAAAAAUUGGAUCUGUCUUUGAGAAAAUUGUAAACUUUUCCUCAAGUUUCUUGGUGAUUGCAACAAACUUCAUCAGAAAGCUGGUAUGCUUAGGAGUCUUCUGAAUGCUGUUAUCGGUAGUACCAAACAAAAAGACGACCAAUCUCAUCAGGACUUAGCAGAUCCAAUAACUGAGGGCACGGAGGGAAAAAAUAAAAUAGCAGAUAAUCAGAGUUAUUUUAAAGGCAAAAUGACUGAAACUGCAGUGAGUUUUGUUCUUGGGGAUCCAGAUCCCAAGGAAGAACUUGAAAUAGAGGACAGCUUCCCAGAACCAGAAGCCAAUGAUAGGAUUCAACAACCAAUUCUUCCAGGAUUGGUUGAACGUCGAAAGCGACUCAGGCCCAGCAUGUCGCAGGGCACGGUGAUGAUUCAAGCGCAGAGCCGUCAACUCGAAAAGGAUUUCACUGUUGCUACUCCUGAGGAAUUUGUUCGUCGAUUUGGUGGUUCAAAAGUCAUCAAUAAAGUACUCAUUGCCAAUAAUGGAAUUGCGGCCGUUAAAUGCAUGCGAUCCAUCCGUCGAUGGUCGUACGAAAUGUUCAAAAACGAACGAGCUGUUCGCUUUGUUGUUAUGGUCACUCCAGAAGACUUAAAGGCAAAUGCGGAAUACAUAAAAAUGGCCGAUCAAUAUGUACCAGUUCCAGGAGGGUCUAAUAACAAUAAUUACGCCAAUGUAGAGCUUAUCAUUGACAUUGCCAUUCGAACUCAAGUGCAAGCGGUCUGGGCUGGAUGGGGACACGCUUCGGAAAAUCCAAAACUUCCUGAAUUGCUUCACAAAAACAACAUCUGCUUUAUAGGUCCUUCGGAGAGAGCCAUGUGGGCUCUUGGAGAUAAAAUCGCCUCCAGCAUCGUUGCACAAACCGCUGACGUUCCCACCUUACCUUGGUCGGGAUCUGAAUUAAAGGCUCAAUACAGUGGAAAAAAGAUUAAGAUAUCGUCUGAACUUUUCAAAAAAGGAUGCGUCUCCACAAUUGAGGAAUGUUUAGCUGCUGCGAACAAAAUUGGAUUCCCUGUAAUGGUGAAAGCUAGCGAGGGAGGAGGAGGAAAAGGAAUUAGAAAGGUGGAAAAUGCAGAGGAAUUACCGGCAUUAUUCAGACAAGUCCAAACAGAAAUACCUGGAUCUCCUAUAUUCAUAAUGAAAUUAGCAAAAUGUGCUCGUCAUUUAGAAGUUCAACUCCUUGCCGACAAUUACGGAAAUGCAAUCUCAUUGUUUGGACGUGAUUGUUCAAUUCAGAGGAGACAUCAGAAAAUUAUAGAAGAGGCACCCGCUGUCAUUGCGAAACCAGAAAUUUUUGAAGAAAUGGAAAAGGCUGCUGUGAGGCUUGCAAAAAUGGUUGGAUAUGUAAGUGCUGGAACUGUCGAGUACCUUUACGAUCCAUCUGGUCGAUACUACUUUUUAGAAUUAAAUCCCCGCUUACAAGUAGAACACCCUUGUACCGAGAUGGUUUCUGACGUGAAUUUGCCUGCAGCCCAACUGCAAAUUGCAAUGGGCCUCCCACUGCACCAUAUUAAAGACAUCAGGUUACUGUACGGGGAAAGUCCUUGGGGUGACAGCACUAUAGACUUUGAUCAACCGAGACACAAACCACAGCCUUGGGGACACGUCAUAGCUGCCAGAAUUACGAGUGAAAAUCCUGAUGAAGGUUUCAAACCAAGUUCCGGAACAGUUCAGGAAUUGAAUUUCCGAUCAUCGAAGAAUGUCUGGGGAUACUUUUCAGUUGGUGCAUCUGGUGGUCUGCAUGAAUUCGCCGAUUCACAAUUUGGUCAUUGCUUCUCUUGGGGCGAAGACAGACCACAAGCUAGAGAAAACUUAGUCGUAGCCUUAAAGGAACUUAGUAUUCGAGGAGAUUUUAGAACCACUGUCGAGUAUCUUAUUACUCUUUUGGAAACAGAAUGUUUUCAACAAAAUUGUAUAGAUACUGCUUGGCUGGAUGUUCUGAUUGCGGAGCGAGUGAGAAGCGACAAGCCCGAUGUUCUCCUAGCCGUAACUUGUGGAGCUCUUCACAUUGCUGACAGAACGAUAAAUGCAGCGUUUUCUGGUUACCAAACUGCUCUUGAAAAGGGACAAAUUCAAGCUAGCAAUGAUUUAAACAAUGUUAUGGAUGUCGAGUUGAUUAACGAUGGUUUCAAGUACAAAGUUCAAGCAACAAAAUCAGGCCUAAAUACAUACUUUCUUGUGAUGAACAACUCGUAUAAAGAAGUGGAUAUUCACAGACUUUCAGAUGGUGGACUACUGCUCUCUCUUGACGGUGCCAGCUUUACAACUUACAUGCGCGAAGAGGUUGAUCGCUAUCGAAUAGUAAUUGGCAAUCAAACUUGUGUUUUCGAUAAAGACAACGAUCCUUCACUUCUCAGAUCGCCUUCUGCUGGAAAACUGAUAAAUUUCCUCAUAGAAGACGGUGGACACGUGGACGCCGGUCAAGCUUACGCAGAAAUCGAGGUCAUGAAAAUGGUCAUGACCGUAACGGCAGGCGAAGCAGGAAGCGUCUUCUACGUGAAGCGCCCUGGCGCAGUUCUGGAGGCAGGAACACUGAUUGCUCACUUGGAACUGGAUGAUCCUUCACUCGUUACAAAAGCACAGGAGUACCUUGGACAAUUUCCAGCCCCGGUGACACCGGCCGUUCCUGAGAAACUAAAUCACCUUCAUGCGAAGUACAGAGCAGCUUUGGAAAAUACUCUCGCCGGUUACUGCCUUCCGGAUCCUUAUCACCUUCCCCGUCUGAGAGAACUUAUAGAAAAGUUUAUGAAUUCUCUACGAGAUCCCAGUUUACCUCUUUUGGAACUUCAAGAAGUUAUUGCCACAAUUUCCGGACGUAUCCCAAUCUCCGUUGAGAAGAAAAUUCGAAAAUUAAUGACUCUGUAUGAGAGAAAUAUCACCUCAGUGUUGGCACAGUUUCCCAGUCAACAGAUAGCAGCUGUCAUUGAUGGACACGCAGCGACCCUGUCGAAGCGAGCCGACAGGGAUGUCUUCUUCCUGACAACGCAGACAAUUGUGCAAUUGGUUCAGAGGUAUCGAAAUGGAACUAGAGGUCGGAUGAAGACUGCAGUUCAUGAACUUUUAAAACAGUAUUACAAUGUAGAAAGUCAAUUUCAGCAGGGACACUACGAUAAAUGCGUUUCUGCCUUGAUUGACCAAUUCAAAGACGACAAGACAAUGGUCACUUCGACGAUUUUCAGUCACAGUCAAGUCACGAAGAAAAAUGUCCUUGUCACAAUGUUGAUUGAUCAUUUAUGGACGAAUGAACCUGGUCUAACGGACGAACUGGCGAGCACCCUGACCGAAUUAACGAGUCUCAACAGAACCGAGCACAGUCGCGUUGCCCUCAGAGCAAGACAAGUCUUGAUAGCAGCACAUCAGCCGGCCUAUGAACUCAGGCACAACCAAAUGGAGUCAAUCUUCCUAUCGGCUGUCGACAUGUACGGCCACGACUUUCAUCCGGAAAAUUUGCAAAAGCUCAUUCUCUCUGAAACAUGUAUUUUUGAUAUUUUACACGAUUUCUUUUAUCACUCAAAUCGAGUAGUUUGUAACGCCGCACUAGAGGUCUACGUUCGUAGAGCUUACAUCAGCUACGAAUUGACUUGCCUACAACAUUUGGAACUUUCGGGAGAAAUCCCUCUUGUACAUUUUCAAUUUAUGCUACCAAACAACCAUCCAAAUCGACAGAAUCAGUCAUUGGUGAAUCACAGGACCGGCGCAAUGGCAGCGUUUCAAGAUUUAGAACAAUUUAAUCAGUAUUCAGAUGAAGUCUUGGAUCUCCUGGAAGACUUAUCAUCGCCGAAUUCAGUUUCCGCGAAGGUCUUGGAAGCUGUGGAAGCCGUUGGAAGUGAAUCGAGACACAGUACAUCCAUCAACGUCUCACUAAGCACAACAGUGGAAGGGAAUGCUCAAAAUGAAUCCGGCGACGAUCCAGCCGAACCAUUCCAUAUUUUAAGUAUUGCUGUUCUCGACAAAGGAAAUCAGGAUGACGCGACAAUGGCAAGAGUUUUCGGUGAUUGGUGCGCUUUGAACAAAGAUGAACUUGUUGCGAGAGGAGUUAGGAGGGUAACGUUCUUGGCUCUGAAGAAGAGACAAUUCCCCAAGUUAUUCACCUUCAGACAGAGGGACGGAUUCUUCGAGGAUAGGGUUUAUCGACACUUGGAACCAGGCUGUGCUUUCCACAUUGAACUGAACAGAAUGAGAACUUAUGACCUCGAGGCAUUGCCAACCUCCAAUCAAAAAAUGCACUUGUAUCUUGGUCAAGCAAAGGUCGCCAAGGGUCAACAAGUUACUGACUAUCGAUUCUUCAUUAGAUCAAUUAUCAGGCACUCGGAUUUAAUAACGAAAGAAGCUAGUUUCGAUUAUUUACACAAUGAGGGCGAGAGAGUUUUACUUGAAGCCAUGGAUGAAUUGGAAGUUGCCUUUUCGCAUCCCCUGGCUAAGCGGACUGAUUGCAAUCAUAUCUUUUUAAAUUUCGUUCCUACUGUUAUCAUGGAUCCAGCGAGGAUCGAAGAGAGUGUUACGAGUAUGGUGCUGCGGUAUGGACAGAGAUUGUGGAAGCUGAGAGUCAGACAGGCUGAAAUCAAAAUGACAAUUCGUCCAGCUCCUGGAAAGCCAACUUCAAAUGUGAGACUUUGCAUUUCUAAUGAUAGUGGUUACAGUAUUGAUCUUCAUCUUUACACCGAGGCGAUUGAUCCGAAAACUGGAAUCAUUCGUUUUGAAUCGUACACUGGAUCGGCGAAUAAUUCAAAUAGACCGGGACCAAUGCACGGUCUCCCGAUAUCUACUCCUUAUUUGACGAAAGAUUAUCUUCAAGCUAAACGAUUUCAAGCACAAAGCUCUGGCACUACGUACGUUUACGAUCUGCCAGACAUGUUCCGACAACAAGUUGAAAAAGCCUGGAAAGACUUCAUUGAUGAAAGGCCGAAUGAACUUAUUACAAUUCCGAAUCCUCUUAUUGAAAUCGUCGAACUGGUACUGGAUGGUGAUAAUCUUGUUGAAUUGAAACGUUUGCCGGGAGAGAACGAUGUGGGCAUGGUUGCUUGGAGAUUAACACUUUACACUCCAGAAUGCUCGACUGGUAGGGAUAUUAUUUUAAUCGCCAAUGACUUGACUCAUCUCAUCGGUUCGUUUGGAAUACCAGAAGAUAUUCUCUUCUUCAAAGCGUCGGAAAGAUCAAGACAACUUGGAAUUCCUCGAAUAUACUUCUCUGCCAAUUCUGGUGCCCGAAUUGCUCUUGCAGAAGAGGUGAAAGCUUUAUUCAGAAUAGCUUGGGAAGAUGAAUCAGAACCGGAAAAAGGAUUUAAAUACAUUUACUUGACGCCAGACGAUUAUGCGAGAUUAUCUCCUCUGAAUUCUGUGAAAGCUUCGCUUAUUGAAGACGGUGGAGAAUCUCGUUACCGAAUUACGGAUAUUAUUGGAAAAGACGAUGGUCUUGGUGUGGAAAAUCUUAAAUACGCAGGACUGAUUGCUGGCGAAACCUCAAAAGCUUACCAAGAGGUGGUGACCAUUUCCGUAGUAUCUUGUCGAGCUAUUGGAAUCGGUUCCUAUGUGGUUCGUCUUGGCCAAAGAGUGAUACAGAUAGAAAACUCACACAUCAUUUUAACUGGGUACAGAGCUUUAAAUACGGUUUUAGGUCGAGAAGUGUACGCAAGCAACAAUCAAUUGGGUGGCAUUCAAAUAAUGCAUAACAAUGGAAUUUCUCAUGCAAUUGAGCCUAGAGAUUUAGAUGGAGUGGAGACAGUGUUGAGGUGGUUGAGCUACAUGCCAAAAUUAAAAGGUGCCCCUCUCCCAAUUCUCGAGUCCCUUGAUCCGAUCGAUAGAGAAAUUGGCUUCGUCCCCACGAAGGCGCCUUACGAUCCAAGGUGGAUGUUGGAAGGCAAACAGGUGAAUGACAACACCUGGGAAAGUGGCUUCUUUGACAGAGGAUCUUGGCAAGAAAUCAUGAAACCUUGGGCACAGACUGUAGUCACAGGACGCGCGAGACUCGGUGGAAUUCCUUGUGGAAUCAUUGCAGUCGAAACGAGAACUGUGGAAUUGCAUCUGCCAGCUGAUCCUGCUAAUCUUGAUUCAGAGGCGAAGACUGUUUCGCAAGCCGGACAAGUUUGGUUCCCUGACAGUGCGUACAAAACGGCACAGGCAAUCAAGGACUUCAAUAAGGAGGAGUUGCCGCUUUUUAUCUUUGCCAAUUGGAGAGGAUUCUCCGGUGGCAUGAAAGAUAUGUAUGAACAAAUCAUGAAGUUUGGUGCAUAUAUUGUCGAUGGAUUGAGAGAAUAUACACGACCAAUUGUGGUUUAUAUUCCACCUUACGGAGAAUUGAGAGGUGGAGCCUGGGCCGUUGUUGACCCCAUGAUUAAUCCUCGACACAUGGAAAUGUUUGCAGACAACACGAGCAGAGGUGGAGUCUUGGAACCGGAAGGAAUAGUUGAGAUCAAAUUUAGAAAUAAAGAUAUUCUUAAAACCAUGCACAGAAAUGAUGCAGUCAUUCAUAACCUUAAGGAGAAAUUGGCGUCUUGCACUUCAGCGGAGGAUCGAGCGAAUAUUGAGAGGGAAAUUCACGAUCGAGAGUGCCAUUUAGAAUCCAUGUAUCAUCAAGUAGCCGUACAUUUUGCUGACCUUCACGACACACCGGAGAGAAUGCUGGAAAAGAACACGAUUCAAGAAAUAGUUUCUUGGCGCAGUGCUCGACGAAUUUUGUACUGGCGAUUGAGACGGCGCCUACUGGAGGAUAGAAUACGAACGGAAAUUAUUUCUACGCAACCAGGAUUGGACGUGAGGCAAAUCGAUGCAAUGUUGAGACGAUGGUUCGUUGAGGAUAAGGGAGCAACAGAAUCGUAUCUGUGGGAUCAGGAUGAGGUGGUUGCAGCUUGGUUAGAAGCUCAAUGUGAGAACGAGAGCAGCGUGGUCAUGAGGAACCUAUCUUGCGUGAAAAAUGAUUCAAUAGUCACUCGAGUUAAAGAAGCUCUUGAAGUUUGUCCUGAAGUAAGAUUCGACGCUGUUCUAGAAAUUGUAAAUCGAUUACAGCCUGCAGAAAUCGCUGAGUUGCAGAGGACUUUGGCUCAGUUGGAGUCUACGGGUCAAGAAACUCACAAUGAUUCCAGUGCCUCGUCGUAGUUAAUUCACUAAUUAGAAGUUCAAUUGAAAACCAAUGCCCAUUAUUCAUCUGUGUACCUGGUGUAUGCAGCUCUGUUAGAAUCAAUUCACUGUACAGGUCUUCGUGUAAGAGAAUCGUCUAAAAUAACUAGGUAAGUUGUUGCUACGACUUGUGGUUGUAUGUUUAUUUUUUACUGUUACUGUUGCUCAGAGGCAGCUUCUUGAGACAAUUCAUCGUCAAUUAAAAAAAAUAUAUAGCUGCAGAAAUUUAAAAAAGAAACUUUUAACAUUUAUAUACAUCUUAGUUUUUGAAAUGUAACAAAUGUAAUUGAGAAUAAAAGAGAUUACAUAUUUAUUUUUA
Molecule: messenger RNA, 7750 nt
Organism: Leptopilina heterotoma
Lineage: Eukaryota; Metazoa; Arthropoda; Insecta; Hymenoptera; Figitidae
Gene: ACC
Product: acetyl-CoA carboxylase
Exons: 14
Coding region: 370-7410 (2346 amino acids)
Biological process (GO): fatty acid biosynthetic process
Molecular function (GO): metal ion binding; ATP binding; acetyl-CoA carboxylase activity
Source: RefSeq, a predicted model, not a curated record